CUGUUCAUAUAAAUUAUAUUAAAAAUUAAAUCAUGCGAUUCAAGCUUGUAUUAAUUUUUCUGACGAUUAAAUUGUUUAAUAUUCACAUUUGUGAUCAAACUGAAAGAUCAUGGCAACCAGAUUAUUUUAAAUCUUCUGAGAGACAGUAUAAACAAAAAAGGGAUACGGAAUUAAUAUCGGAACAAGAUGAUCCACUCUUAAUAUUUUCUACAUUAGAUGGUUCUUUGAUCGGUAUAAAACAACGUUCUGGAAAUAUACUUUGGCGACAAAAUGAUGCAUUCGUUACAGAACCAAUCGUCAAAGUGCCAGUUGAACUUGGAAGAACUUCCAUGCCUAUGUUUUUACCAGAUCCAAAGGAUGGCUCUUUAUACGUGUUUGGAACAGAAACCGAAGCUUUAAAAAAACUACCAUUCACCAUUCCACAACUUGUGGCAAAUAGUCCUUGUCGAAGUAGCGAUGGAAUAUUAUAUACCGGUAGAAAAAUUGAUACUUGGUUCGGCAUCGAUCCUAGAACCGGUCAAAGAGAACAACUUCUAGGAUUCGAUAAAGUUAAAAAUACUUGCCCCGUAGAAAUGCAAAAUGCUGUUUUCAUGGGACGUACAGAAUACAGUAUUAUUAUGGUGGAUAGUAAACAGAAGAAUCGAAAAUGGAACGUUACAUUUUAUGAUUAUUCGGCUACAAAGAUGGAACCUGAAGGAAUAGAAAAUUAUGAUCUAGUUCAUUUCGCGACGAGUUCAACGGGACGAAUUGUCACCGUAGAUAGAAAAUUGGGAAUUAUUUUAUGGGAAUUAGAUGUACAAAGUCCCGUGAUAGCAGUAUACAUCGUAAGAGAAGAUGGAUUGUUAACAGUUCCCUUUACCAGCGUUGCAGAUGAAACUUUAAAUCUCAUCUUAAAACGUUUUGCGAACAAACCGAGCGAUAUUCAAUUAUUCCCAACAUUAUAUAUCGGCCAACACAGACACGGAUUGUACGCUUUACCAUCUCUCGUUGAUUUAACAACAGCUACUAUAUCAAAUAAUAUUGGUCAAUUAUUGCUCGAAGGUCCAUUAUCAGUUCCACAAUUAGGAAAAAAUGAUAAUGGAAAUGUACCCUUGUCCGAUACGUAUAACAAUGAAUAUCAGGCAGUUAUAACGUUAGGUCAUUAUGAAAUACCAGCUGAAUAUAAAUUACAAGAAUCACAACCACUUCAAAUUACCGGUCGAUCCGAUCCUGUGAUCGAAACAUUACCUUUACGAUAUUCAAAUUCUACAAAACAAUCAUUAUUCAGUUUACAAGAUGACGAGAAAUCUAACAACGAUACAAAUAACGAAUCGUGGCGUGAAUUUAUGCAGAAUGUUUAUACAAUGGGCAAAAAUUGGUUCAGUCAACAGGAAAACAAAGGAUUAAAAUUAACAUUAAUCGUACUAUUAGGAUGCAUAUUAGUAAUGUUUUGGUAUUUAAACGCACAAUUCAAGGAAUUUCAACAAUUGUCUCAGGGUUCCCGAGAAAAUAACAGUACCAGUGAUUAUUAUGGAACACGAUCGAACGCCCUUGUAGUUCCAGAAGAUAUGGGCGAAGGAGUAGUAAAGGUUGGAAAGAUAACUUUCGAUACCGGACAAGUUUUGGGUAAAGGAUGCGAGGGAACUUUCGUUUAUAGAGGUAAUUUUGAUGGACGAUCCGUAGCUGUAAAGCGUUUGUUACCAGAUUGUUUUACAUUUGCCGAUCGAGAAGUAGCGUUACUCAGAGAAUCGGAUGCGCACGCAAACGUUGUGCGAUAUUUUUGUACCGAGCAAGAUAGAAUGUUUAGAUAUAUCGCAUUAGAAUUAGCCGAAGCAACUUUACAAGAUUACGUGGCAGGAAAGUACGAUAAAAAAAAAAUAUCGGCAAAAAGUAUUCUACGACAAGCUACGUCAGGAUUAGCUCAUCUACAUCUUCUUGACAUCGUGCACAGGGAUAUAAAACCGCACAAUGUGUUAUUAUCAACUCCGGGACCUCGUGGAGAAGUAAGAGCUAUGAUAUCGGAUUUUGGAUUAUGCAAAAAACUUCAAUUGGGUCGCGUAUCUUUUUCACGUAGAUCAGGCGUAACAGGAACGGAUGGUUGGAUCGCGCCGGAAAUGUUAAAUGGAAAUAGAACGACUUGCGCUGUGGAUAUUUUUUCUCUUGGUUGCGUUUUUUAUUAUGUUCUUUCUAAUGGAAAACAUCCAUUUGGAGAUCCAUUACGGCGACAAGCUAACAUUCUUUGCGGGGAAAAUGACUUAACAGCUCUGCACGAUGAAAUUUCCCAAAAUGACAAAGAGUUGGCGUUAAUACUUAUAAAAGCAAUGAUCGCAAACAAUCCAUCGGAACGACCUCCGGUUAUGGCUGUUCAUGAUCAUCCAAUAUUUUGGGAACCUGCUAAAAUCCUUGGAUUUUUUCAGGAUGUGAGCGAUCGAGUAGAAAAAGAGGAAACGAGCAGUCCGGCAUUACUCGCAUUAGAAUUUGAAUGCAAUCGUGUGGUGCAAGGAGAUUGGAGAUUGCUCAUCGAUGUAGAAGUUGCAACCGAUCUUCGAAAAUACAGAAGUUACAGAGGUGAAAGUGUUAGAGAUCUGCUGAGAGCAUUGCGAAACAAGAAGCAUCAUUACAGAGAAUUGAGUCAGCAAGCUCAAGAAAGUCUUGGAUAUAUUCCUGACAAGUUCACCGAAUAUUGGCUUUCUAGAUUUCCCUCUUUGCUUUCGCACGUUUGGUGCGCUAUGCAAACUUUCCGCAACGAGCCAACAUUAAGAGAUUAUUAUCAUGCCGAUUACACAUUUGCAAUUAUCAGCGAAGGAGAAUCUUUACAGAUUAAAAGUACGCAUCCAUCAAAUUAUAUUUCUUGCAAAGUUCAAGAUAAUAUCGAUUGGAGUCCAAAUAGGACGAGAUACCGAAGUCAAAGAAAAAAAUACGAGAAAAAAAAACUUGAUAUUCCAAUCGCUUGGACCUUACCUUCGAAUUAGAGACAGAAUUUUAAAUUAAGGAGUUUAGAGACACUAUUAUUAUAGUGUUUUACGAAUAUGUACGUGUUGUAUAUAUACAUUAAGAAAAAAAUGAACGAACGAACGUUUUAAAAAUUAUAACGCGCUCAAAGCUAUCGAACAUCGCUGAAAACUACUAAACGAUGUAGAAAAUUUAAAAUAUUUGUAAAUAUUAUGCGAUAUUAUUGUAGUAAAAAAAAUUUGUAAAAAAAAUAACAAAAAAAUAAAAAAAAUAAUAACGUUAUAAUAAAAUAAGAAAAUAAUAAUUAUCUAAAAAAAAAUUUAAACACAAAGUUCGAACUUCAAAAGUUUCAACGAUACGUGAUAAAAUAUUUUAAAUCGUGAU
Molecule: messenger RNA, 3315 nt
Organism: Apis mellifera (honey bee)
Lineage: Eukaryota; Metazoa; Arthropoda; Insecta; Hymenoptera; Apidae
Gene: Ire1
Product: serine/threonine-protein kinase/endoribonuclease IRE1
Exons: 13
Coding region: 33-2951 (972 amino acids)
Biological process (GO): intrinsic apoptotic signaling pathway in response to endoplasmic reticulum stress; IRE1-mediated unfolded protein response; protein phosphorylation
Cellular component (GO): IRE1-TRAF2-ASK1 complex
Molecular function (GO): RNA endonuclease activity; ATP binding; protein serine/threonine kinase activity
Source: RefSeq, a predicted model, not a curated record